This is a messenger RNA of Misgurnus anguillicaudatus (oriental weatherfish), 2207 nucleotides long. Lineage: Eukaryota; Metazoa; Chordata; Actinopteri; Cypriniformes; Cobitidae. The record is from RefSeq and is a predicted model, not a curated record.
CCAGUACCACCCUAGUGACUUAUUCAACCAGUAUCACCCCAGUGACUGAUUCAACCAGUAUCACCCUAGUGACUGAUUCAACCAGUACCACCACUGUGACUGAUUCAACCAGUACCACCCCAGUGAUUGAUUCAACCAGUAUCACCCCAUUUACUGAUUCAACCAAAAUCACCCCAGUGACUGAUUCAACCAGUAUCACCCCAGUGACUGAUUCAACCAGUACCACUACUGUGACUAAUUCAACCAGUAUCACCCCAGUGACUGAUUCAACCAGUACCACCCCAGUGACUGAUUCAACCAGUACCACCAUAGUGACUGAUUCAACCAGUACCACCCCAGUGCCUGAUUCAACCAGUACCACCCCAGUGACUGAUUCAACCAGUACAACCUUAGUGACUGAUUCAACCAGUAUCAACCCAGUGACUGAUUCAACCAGUACCCCAGUGAAUGAUAUAACCACUACCACUUUACUGACUGAUUCAACCAGUACCACUUUUGUGACUGAUUCAACCAGUACCACCUUAUUGACUGAUUUAACCAGUCCCCCAGUGACUACUCCAGCCAGUACCACCCCAAUAACUGAUUCAACCAGUCGCCCACUGACUGAUUCAACCAGUACCACCUUAGUGACUGACUCAACCAGUAUCACCUUAUUGACUGAUUUAACCAGUCCCCCAGUGACUACUGCAACCAGUACCACCCCAGUGACUGAUUCAACCAGUACCACCCAAAUGAGCUCAACCACAUCACAAAUUAGCAACACAGAAGAUCAGUGCUUCCUACUGACACAAAUGCUUAAUUGCCUUAAUAUGACAUACUUUAUAAAUACAAUUUUGACAAUGGUCAGUACAACUCCUCAUCCUUUAUACCACACACUACUGCCUGUUAGCAUGCCCAGUAGCACAAAAAGAAUAUGUGAUGACAAAGAUGAUACUAAAGAGUAUAUUGAGGAUGCUUGUGUGGCCUUGCUCAGCAAUGGCAUGUGGGAAGAAAGACUUUGCAAUAAAAAUCUUUCCUACAUCUGUUAUGAAGGUAAGACAUUGCAUUGAUAUUGUAACUGAAGCUUAAGUAUAUAUUUAUUUAUGUGUCAAUGAGAAAUAAGCAUGUCUGGGAUAACAGAAAAUCUUUUUUAAUGAUGUCAUUGGCCAUUAUACAAUCAUCAUCCUGCAGCAUGAUUACUUGGGUGCAAUAAGUUGAACUCCUAUUUUGCAUCUGUCUGUAGAGCGUUUUAUGGGGGAAAUACACAUUUCCAAUGAGACUGAAACUGGAGCUAAUCUAUCCUGGAGUCAAGCACCAGGGGACAUUACCCACUACAGAGUGGAAGUUACAGCGAACCAAAUCCCGACUUUUAAAAAGAUUUUAAAUGAGACAGACCUGUCGACACAAUUAUUGGACCUCAAAACAGGAACCCAAUAUGAUGUCCAAGUGAUCCCAGUGAAAUGUGGCAGGGAUCUCAACCCUCAGAAUAUUUCUUUUUACACCACCCCAUCUCGUGUUUAUAAUCUGAGUGUAAUGAUGGUGACGAAUGAAAGCGUCGAACUGAGGUGGGAUCACUCAGGAGGAUAUGAUUUCUAUUCAGUAAACGUGUCAGAUGUUGAUUCAGCCAGUACGUUAGUGACUGAUUCAACCAGUAUCAACCCGGUGACUGAUUCAACAAGUACCACCCCAGUGACUGAUUCAACCAGUAUCUCCCCAGUAACUGUUUCAAACAGAACAACCCCAGUGACUGUAUUUGAAAUACACAAUGCAAAAGAAAAGAACAUUUUGAUAUCGGGUCUUACACCGGCAAAAUUUUAUAAUUUCACCGUUACUGCUAUAGUCAAUGGUACUAUUGAAAGUGUGCCAGAGAGCGUUUCUACUUACACCAAGCCUUCACCUGUCCUGAAUCUAACAUCAGCAGAUGAAUAUGAUACAAUCAUAAAUGCUUCCUGGACAAAAUCUAAUGAAAACCUUUCGGGUUACCGUGUUUGUCUUUAUGAAAACAAUACAUUUUGCAGUAAUUGCAAUGAUUGCAGUGAAUUUGUUAACUGUACUAACACGACAGCUGAGUGGAUAAACUUUACAGGUAAAACACCGGACACAAAAUAUAUUCUGUGUGUGGCUGCACUAACAAACAACAACACAGUACAAGGAGAAAUGGUUCAAAUUGAUGCACAUACACGUGAGUAUGGUGUUUAGUCUUUAAAAUUUCCCUUUACGUUUUGUGG